Molecule: messenger RNA, 3072 nt
Organism: Morone saxatilis (striped sea-bass)
Lineage: Eukaryota; Metazoa; Chordata; Actinopteri; Moronidae
Gene: ecd
Product: ecdysoneless homolog (Drosophila)
Cellular component (GO): nucleus
Source: RefSeq, a predicted model, not a curated record
UAAAUGGAGUAGAAACGCGGUAUAUUCUGGAUGUAUAUUGUGUAUAAGAUAGAUUCUUUUUUUUAUCCUGUAGAACAACGAAUAAUUGGGUAAUUUAAAAUGUAGGAACUCGUGUUUUACGCGAAUGGGCUAGUCGAGUGGGAUUCACUGUAGGACCUAAACAGAGACAGAUGGCGUGAUAGAAACGUACGAAGAGAGGAGAGAAGUUUCAUUUUUCUCACACUGAAAUCUUUGCGGACUUCAUUGAUAUAAGGUCUGACAUUUAAAAACAAGACAAACAGGUCUUUUUUUAAAACUACUACAAUGGACGCCGUGCAGAGGAGAGUGAUGGAGGAGGACGUGGUUCAGUACAAACUCUUCUUCAUCCAACCAGACGGUCCAACUUCACAGCAGACUGAGGAACAUCUCACACACCUGGUGGAGGAGAUCAUGGCAAAGGUUGCCCCACUCCUGAUACAAUACAUCUGGCAGCACCAGUCAUUCAACCUCAAGUAUCAUCCUGAGAAAGGAGGUGUCCCUGCUCACAUUGGAGGGAGCACUCAGUUUGGGGACAAUGUGGAGGACGAGUGGUUUAUUGUUUACCUCCUGCAGCAAAUCACAGAGGCGUUCCCACAGUUGGCAGCCAGAGUUGAAGACAAUGAUGGAGAGUUUCUUCUGAUUGAAGCAGCAGAUUAUCUUCCCAAGUGGCUGAAUCCAGACACCAGUGAAAACAGGGUCUUCUUCUAUAGGGGAGAGUUGCAUAUUCUGCCCUGUCCCUCCAAAUCCAGUACAGUGGGGCUCUUGAAAGAUGUGGUACCAAGUGUUGCACAGGCUCUAGCACUGCUCUCCACCCACCCAGAGGCCUGUCAGGCAAGCCCCAAGAUUUGUUCAGUCCUGAGGAAGCGACUAGAAGGGUACCCGGAGAAGAUCAAGACUGGCCUCCAUCGUGCCCACUGCUUCAUACCUGCAGGCGUCGCCAUGGUGUUGGCACAGCGACCAGACCUAGUCGCCCCUGCAGUGUCGGCCUUCUACCUGCGGGAUCCAGUAGAUCUGCAGGCGUGUCGAAGCUUCAAGACCUUUCCUCCUGAUACGCGAGUCCUCACCUCGGUGACAUUCACGCGUUGCCUGUACGCCCAGCUGCAGCAGCAACAGUUCACCCCAGACCGUAGGAGCGGCUUCACUCUGCCUCCUCGCUCUCAUCCCAAGUACAAAGCCCACGAGCUCGGCAUGAAACUGGCCCAUGGCUUCGAGAUCCUGUGCUCUAAGUGCCAGUUGCCUUCAUCAGAGCCCGAUGCCCCCGUCAGUUGUAACCCUCAGUGGAAAAGCUUCAUGGACAGUCUGAUAAGAAACGGCUACUUCCGGGGAGAAAUGGAAGGAUCGGCCCGGUUCCGAGAACUGAAAAGAUCUGCGGAAAACUUCUUCAAACAGUCUGUCGCCUCAAAAUCGAGUGCCUUGUUCCCGGGCGAAGAGGUUCUCCAGCUGCUGCACAGCUGCAAUCCAUUCAACUUAGAGGAGCUGAAGAAACAAGAGUCACAGCUCCCCCCAGAGGACAGUGACAGCUGGCUGGAUAUCACAGCUCAGGAUUUGGAGCGUAUGUUGCAGGAGAGGAGCGGGGAGAGAGCUGUUGCUGGCAGCAAAAACUCCACUUCCACCAAACAGACAGACCAUGUCGGCAGUGCAGAGGAGAGGAGGAAGGAGAUGGAGGGCGGCAAGGAGGAAAAGGAGGCCGGUUACAGCCUGGUGGCAGUCAGUCAGGGGAUGAAGAACUUCCUCCAUGCCGUGUCGUCUCAUGAGGGUGCUGAACUGCCCUGGAGCAGUUCAACUCAGCCUUUCAGUUUUGACCCUGACUCCAUGGCCAACGCAGUGGACAGACUGCUCGGAAACAACGAAGAAGAGCUAGAUUCAGAUGAUCUAGAUGAUGAUGAUGAUGAUGAUGAGGAAGAGAAAGAAGAGGGGUCCUCUGGUCACGCAGAGAUGAACGGGACAGAAACUUUGGACGGUCUCAGGGGAUACAUGGACCAAAUGGAUGAGGAGUUGAUGAGCACUAAUAUAGGACAAAGCUUCAAUGUGACGAAUGUCAACAAGACAGGCUUGGGCAAUGGCUCCAAUCAUCUCUCAGCCACAGACGAUCUCCCUGCACAUGGAGGGGUUGAAGAGACCGAGGAGGAGAUCCAGCCUCUUGACGUCGACCUCAAUCUGGUCACAAACCUGCUGGAGUCCCUCAGCUGCCAGGCCGGACUGGCCGGACCAGCUUCUAACCUGCUGCAGAGUCUUGGUAUACACCUACCACCCAACUCUGAUCCCUCAUAAAGGACAAGAAGUAGACACAGAUAGCGAAUGAGGCAACAAAUGGCCGGUUCAAACAUGCAUCAAGGACCAGCAUCUACAGCUGAGGAGGUUUCUCUUGAAGCUGGUAGCAGAAUGCCUUUAUUACACUGACAGUACUUCUGUUUGUAAAGCACUCGUGGAGUUUGAUGAUGUCCCGUAGCGCUUUUAUUGUAAACAAACAUGGAUUUGUUUACAGUUAAUGUUUCUCAUUGAAACUUAAUAUGUGCACUGUAAAAACUGUAUUCUUCAGGAAAGAAAAACACGUUGGGUGCAUUUCCUGUAUCAUAAAACAAAUCUUUUUGAAUGUGUUUAAACAUGCAUUGUUUGUAGUUUACAGUUAAUAAUAAAUACACAAUACAGAGAAAGGAAAGAAAGCUCAUACAUGUGCACAAGAUAAACCCAAAAUAUCACUGAUUGGAAAAAAAACACAAAAUAUCAAUUUUAAAAUUAAUUAAAAUUAUUAUAAUAAAAAAAUAUUAUCAUAAUGUAAGAAUACAAUUAUUAAGAUUUUUUGGUCCAUAUUAGCCUGGAAAUUGCUAAAUUAAAUUUUCGAUAUGUCCCCAUCAACUAUGUAUGAUGGAGAGAGCACAUUUUAGCUUCAAAGCCCAAGGCAGGAUGAAGCAGGACUACUACAGAACUCACUCACUGAACUCUGUUUGAUUGAAAUCACUGUGUACUAGAAGUGCAACGUAUAACUUAACCAUUUAGAUUUUUGAUACAAGCUGCUUUGUGUGAUGUCGGUAUGUGUUCACCGUUUGUGGUUUU